Messenger RNA from Solea senegalensis (Senegalese sole), 1368 nucleotides. RefSeq names its product signal recognition particle 14 (gene srp14). The coding region runs from base 91 to 423 and encodes 110 amino acids. NCBI's taxonomy places the organism in Eukaryota, Metazoa, Chordata, Actinopteri, Pleuronectiformes, Soleidae. Gene Ontology annotation, biological process: SRP-dependent cotranslational protein targeting to membrane. Gene Ontology annotation, cellular component: signal recognition particle, endoplasmic reticulum targeting. The record is from RefSeq and is a predicted model, not a curated record. The transcript is spliced from 5 exons. Gene Ontology annotation, molecular function: endoplasmic reticulum signal sequence receptor activity; 7S RNA binding.
CGGAGCUCUGCGUUGAGUAGUACGUGUGCUUCCCAGCAGUUAGCUUGCGGGCUAGUGAGCUUCUUCCACAGCUGAACACAAGUCAGAAACAUGGUACUUCUCGAAAACGACUCGUUCCUCACAGAACUCACGCGGCUCUUUCAGAAGUGCAGAACAUCUGGCAGUGUUGUCAUCACACUAAAGAAGUAUGAUGGAAGGACCAAGCCAGUACCCAGAAAGGGCCACUCGGAGUCAUUUGAACCAGCAGACAACAAAUGUCUGAUCAGAGCGUCUGAAGGCAAGAAGAAAAUUAGCACAGUGAUCAGCUCCAAAGAAGUAAUCAAGUUUCAAAUGGCGUACUCCAACCUCCUUAGAGCUCACAUGGACGGACUUAAGAAGAAAGACAAGAAAAGUAAAAGCAAAAAAACUAAAGCCACCCAAUGAGCAACAGACUCUCAAACGUAACCUUGGUUACCUACACUGGCCUGAACGAUCAGUGGGAAAAACAUGGGGAAGACCUCUGUCGCCACACCAGGCUUUAGUUUCUACCCAUUCACCCGAGGCCUCAGACUCACCGCUCAUCCACCUGGCGACUGCUUUGAUAUUAUGCCAUUGUUUGCAUGGUAAUGUCUCAUCCCUGGCUGUUCAGUGCCAUCGGUGAUUUGGAGCCGGACACCCAGCGGUGUCUCCAAACUCAUACGAGAUGAAGCAGGUCAACUGCGCUGAAUCGCCACUGCAGGUCAUUCACAGCCAUGUCACAUCUGGAGCCAAAUCCAUCGAGGCGAAUGAUUAACUGCCUUUCAUUUUAUUUAAUUGUCCUUGAUUAUUUAUGUUAUGUUAUCAGUGGCUCCACCUUUUUAAGCCGAGUUGGCCUGUGUCCAUUUUCUUUCUUUGAAUUAUAAAACUUUUCGCUCGGGUGCUCAGAAAUACAAAAACCAAAUGUCAUCAGGUCUUCUGUUUUUUAUUUUGUCAAAUUUCACGGUGUUUGACAUAGCUUGGUGUUUGGAGAUGAAACUGUAUUUUAAGUUUUUACUUUUUAAUUUGUUUCUUGUACAAUUAUGUGCCCUCUUCUUUUUGAAUCACAUCCCCAUGCCAAGCUUUUAAACUGGACGUCUUAAUUUGUAUAACACCAAUACAAUGUACAGUAUAGAUUCAGUUAAUGUUGUUAUUUCAACGAUUGUUAUGAUUGAGUUAAAUAGCACAAGAAAUAUUAGAUUUUUUUGAGUUAAAGAGACAGAUUUGGCUGUAAUUAUAUGAUUCAUUUCUGUUGAUAACAAAUACAAGGCAGGUUUAUCCACAGCUGCUACAUGUUAUCAGUCAAUUGUCCUGUCUCAUCAUCACAUCUGCAGCAGAAUUUAAGUUCACAAAUAAAGUGCAUCGUUUAAAGUC